AACAACCUGUGGUAACCCUGACAUAGCACUCAAACCCUGAUAUUAUAACGAGGCAGUUCUAAAACUAACAUUUUAUAUUUUGCUAUUAUUGAAAUCAUGUCUGAAGAGCAGUGUAAACCAAAUCUGAUCUUGGGGGAGGAGAAAGCACUGGAACGAGGAGGGGACGGCGACGGAGAUGAGUCCUUGAAAAACAAGAAACGCGUUACUUUUAACAGGGUGGUGGAGUACUUCUCCUACUCGGAUAACUUCACCAACUGGAAAAGACACUUGAUGCCGGACAACGACUUGCGCAAGAGCAUGCCGCCAGAGUCGAAGACUUACUACACGAAGAACUAAGCCCAAUUUAUGACUCCGGCCCACCAUGACGACCAUAUUGCAAAAGCCAAACACACUGUACAAACAAACACAAAACCCCCAGCGGAAGUUGUUAAAUGAACGUGACACUUUUAACCUAAUUGGAGGGUAAACGGCUGUCCUUUUCCCGUCGGGGGAAAAGGAUUGUGGACCUGUCAUAGUGGUUUUUAAUGCAUUUCCCAUGUCCGACGGUUCGCAAAGAACCUGAGUAAAUGGCCUUUCACUUAUUCAUGAUUUGUACUUAUUUAUAUUUUUUUGUUUGUUCGUAUUAAAAGCAUCAGACACUCUCCA
Messenger RNA from Drosophila ficusphila, 645 nucleotides. RefSeq lists its product as uncharacterized. Lineage: Eukaryota; Metazoa; Arthropoda; Insecta; Diptera; Drosophilidae. The record is from RefSeq and is a predicted model, not a curated record. The transcript is spliced from 2 exons. The coding region runs from base 97 to 336 and encodes 79 amino acids.